This is a messenger RNA of Dunckerocampus dactyliophorus (ringed pipefish), 766 nucleotides long. Its product is annotated as apolipoprotein D-like. The record is from RefSeq and is a predicted model, not a curated record. Bases 194 to 766 code for a protein of 190 amino acids. Lineage: Eukaryota; Metazoa; Chordata; Actinopteri; Syngnathiformes; Syngnathidae. Gene Ontology annotation, molecular function: lipid binding. Gene Ontology annotation, biological process: brain development; lipid transport; tissue regeneration. The transcript has 6 exons.
CGGGCCGUUCCUUCUUUGAAUCUCAUAUCCUGACCUUGAUCGUGUGUCUCACAUGCAACUAAUAAAUUUGGAACGGGGGGUUGGCGGAUCAAUCCAAAUAGUAUCGAUACCAAAGUCAGGGAAUAACCACAGGAGCGCUUCGGGGGCAAAAAGACAGAGAAUUUGAAUCAACACCAAAAGUUGGGGAGAAAAGAUGGCCGCCAUGCAGGUUAUUUCCUUGAUGUUGCUGUCUGUCCUGGCAGCAAACGCUCAGGUCACCAUGCCAGGAAGAUGCCCCAAACCUGCUGUACAGGCCAACUUUGACAUUGCCAGGUAUCUGGGGAAGUGGUACGGAAUCCAGAGGCUACCUCACUCCUUCCAAAGGGGACAGUGCAGUACUGCCACCUACAGCCUGAGGAGCCCUGGAGUUGUUGGGGUUCUCAACAGGGCGCUGCUUGCUGAUGGGCGCAUUACCUCAAUAACUGGGUCUGCCACUGCUAAAGACCCCUCUGAGCCCGCCAAGCUGCAGGUGUCUUUUUAUGAGGACUCUCCCCCUGCGCCUUACUGGGUCCUGGCAUCAGACUACGACAACUACGCCCUGGUCUACAGUUGCACGGACCUCGAGUUGGUCCACAACGACUCAGUUUGGAUUAUGAGCAGGAGGCCCACUCUGGCUGAGGAGACCUUGGAGGAGCUGCACAGCACUUUGACCUCCAUCGGUGUCAGAGUGGACAAGCUGCUCAGCACCAAUCAGGAUGUGGCUUACUGCAAAGCCAUGAACCAAUGA